This is a messenger RNA of Darwinula stevensoni, 3760 nucleotides long. Lineage: Eukaryota; Metazoa; Arthropoda; Ostracoda; Podocopida; Darwinulidae. The record is from the annotation of a GenBank genome assembly.
AUGCAAGGCGUCGGAGGGGGAGGAUUAACUCCAAAUCCAACCGUUUGUUCCUCUGAGGCCCAUAAUGACCCAUUACGAGAACUAUUUGAAGCCUGCCGAAACGGUGAUCUUCUGAAAGUGAAGAAACUUGUCACCCCACACAACGUGAAUGCUCGUGAUACAGCUGGGAGAAAAUCCUCACCACUGCAUUUUGCUGCUGGCUUUGGGAGGAGAGAUGUUGUGGAACACCUCUUGCAUUGUGGAGCCAAUGUCCAUGCGAGAGAUGAUGGUGGUUUGAUCCCAUUGCACAAUGCCUGCUCCUUUGGACAUGCUGAGGUUGUCCGUCUUUUACUGCAAGCUGGGGCUGAUCCAAAUGCAAGAGAUAACUGGAAUUACACACCUCUACAUGAAGCUGCUAUCAAGGGAAAAUUAGACGUGUGCAUUGUUCUUCUUCAGCAUGGAGCAGACCAUCACAUUCGUAAUACGGAUGGAAAGACCCCUGGAGAGGUUUCUGAUAGUUCUGCUAGAACUGUCCUGACUGGUGAAUACAGGAAGGAUGAAGUGCUAGAAGCUGCAAGAGCUGGUCAUGAAGAGAAACUUCUUGCAUUGUUGACCCCACUUAAUGUGAACUGUCAUGCAUCUGAUGGACGGCGAUCAACACCCCUACACCUAGCAGCUGGUUAUAAUCGAACUGGCAUUGUGCAGAUCCUGUUGGACAAUGGUGCAGAUGUUCAUGCUAAAGAUAAAGGGGGAUUGGUGCCCCUCCACAAUGCCUGCUCCUAUGGUCACUUUGAAGUGACAGAGUUGCUGAUGAAGCAUGGUGCUAAUGUGAAUGCCAUGGACUUGUGGCAGUUCACACCCCUCCAUGAAGCUGCUUCCAAGAUGCGCAUAGAGGUGUGCUCACUUCUUAUUGCACAUGGAGCAGAUCCCAACCUGCUCAACUGCCAUUCGAAAUCUCCCAUUGAUCUUGCUCCAACCAGAGAGCUUCAGGAGAAGUUGGCUUAUGAGUAUCAGGGUCACUGCUUACUUGAAGCAUGUAGACAAGGUGAUCCAGCAAAGGUGAAGAAGUCCUUGUCUGUGGACUCAGUGAAUUUCAAGCAUCCUUACACUGGUGACACUCCUUUGCACUGUGCUGUCAGUUCAGGCUCCUUAAAGCGAAAGACAGUUGUGGAGAUCCUUGUACGGAAAGGGGCGAAUCUGAAUGAGAAGAACAAGGCAUUUCUCACACCACUCCAUGUUGCAACUGAAAGAGGGCAGUUCGAUGCCAUGGAAGCUCUCCUUAAACAUGGAGCUAAAGUGAAUGCUCUGGAUGGUUUGGGGCAAACAGCCUUGCACCGUAGUGCCAGGGAUGGAAAUAUACAGGCAUGCCGUACUCUUCUCAACUAUGGUGUGGACCCCCAGAUUGUGUCACUUCAAGGCUUCACUGCUCUUCAAGUGGCCAAUGAAACAGUUCAGAACUUGCUCUUAGAGGAGCAUCCAGUAGGAGGCAGGGGUAAUGUUGAUGUUGCUUCUCAACUCCUGGAGGCUGCCAAGCAGGGUGACUUGGAGUUGGUCAAGAGACUUCUCACCUCUUAUCCCAACAUUGUCAACUGUCGGGAUCUUGAAGGAAGGCAUUCAACUCCUCUUCACUUUGCUGCUGGAUAUAACCGAGUUGCUGUGGUUGAGUAUCUCCUUCAACAUGGGGCAGAUGUCUCUGCAAAGGACCGUGGAGGUCUUGUUGCCUUGCACAAUGCCUGCAGUUACGGCCACUAUGAAGUGUGUGAAUUGCUUGUCCAUCAUGGAGCCUCAGUGAAUGUAGCUGACUUGUGGAAGUUCACACCUCUGCAUGAAGCAGCUGCCAAGGGGAAGUAUGACAUAGUGAAAUUGCUUCUCAAGCAUGGGGCAGAUCCAGGAAAGAAGAAUCGUGAUGGUCACACCCCUCUGGAUCUGGUGAAAGAUUCAGAUGAAGAAGUUGCUGAUCUGUUACGAGGAGAUACUGCUCUCUUAGAUGCUGCCAAGAAGGGAAAUCUUCUACGAGUUCAGAGGCUUUUGACUCCAGAUAACAUCAACUGCAGGGACACUCAUGGACGAAAUUCCACGCCUUUGCAUCUUGCUGCUGGCUAUAACAACUUGGAGAUUGCUCAGUUCCUCCUGGAAAGUGGGGCUGAUGUGAAUGCUCAGGACAAGGGUGGCCUGAUACCUUUGCAUAAUGCAUCAUCAUAUGGCCACCUUGAUGUGGCCGCUCUCCUCAUUCGCUACAAUACUUUAGUGAAUGCUACUGAUCGCUGGGGUUUCACUCCCUUGCAUGAAGCAGCUCAAAAAGGCAGAACACAACUCUGUGCACUAUUGUUGGCUCAUGGUGCAGAUCCCCAUUCAAAGAAUCAGGAAGGACAGACCCCAUUGGCUUUAGCAUCAGCUGAAGAUGUAAAGUGUCUGCUGAGUGAUGCAAUGUCUCCUUCUGGUACCUCUGACAUCCGAGGUGCAACAUCAACAGACUUUCAUGCAUCAUCAGGCCUGGAAGAUGAUGACAGUACCAGUCUGUCUGCCCCAGUCACUCCAGCUCUUCCAGCUCUUUUACCUUCUGGAACGCCUCAUCCUGGAGAUGGAUGUGUGGACUUCUCUGAGACAGAGAUGCAAGUCACUGAAAUUGGCUUUGACAUCAGCACGUCUUCCUUCCUCUCCAGCCUAGGUUUGGAGUUUCUUUUGGAAAUUUUUGAUCGAGAGAAGAUAACUUUGGACAUACUGGCUGAAAUGAAUCAUGAAGAUUUGAAGCAGAUUGGCGUGACAGCAUAUGGACAUCGCCAUAGACUCAUCAAGGAAGUGGAGAAGGUCCUCUCUGCAUCAGGAUUCACUGCAUCAUCAUGGUUUGGUGGGAACCAGCAGGGGACUCUACUGGUUGACCUCUGCCCAGAUGAUAGAGAAUUCAGAGCAGUUGAAGAGGAGAUGCAGACAACAAUCAGAGAGCACAAGGACACUGGUCAAGCUGGGGGUAUCUUCACACAAUACCACAUUGUUAAGAUUGCCAAGAUUCGCAAUCGCCGAUUGUGGGAUCGAUACACCCAUAGACGGAAAGAAGUAGCUGAAGAAAACAAUGGGCAUGCAAAUGAACGCAUGCUCUUUCAUGGUUCCCCAUUUAUCAAUGCAAUUGUCCAAAAAGGUUUUGAUGAGCGUCAUGCAUAUAUUGGUGGCAUGUUUGGAGCUGGGAUCUACUUUGCUGAGAACUCAUCUAAGAGCAAUCAGUAUGUGUAUGGAAUUGGAGGAGGGACAGGUUGUCCAUCACACAAGGAUCGAUCCUGUUAUGUCUGCCAAAGACAGAUGCUCCUGUGCCGUGUGACACUGGGAAAGUCGUUCCUUCAGUUCAGUGCCAUGAAGAUGGCACAUGCCCCACCAGGACACCACUCUGUGAUAGGAAGGCCUAGUGCUGGUGGUCUCAGCUUCCCUGAAUAUGUAGUCUAUCGUGGUGAACAGGCCUACCCAGAGUAUUUGAUGACCUACAUGAUCAUGAAGCCAGAGGGAACUGCUGGAGAGCAAUGGAAAUGAUUGACCCUGUAUGCAAGGUCUGUGUUUAUGGAAAGUUUUGAUGAAAUGGGAGUGAUCUGCCCAGGUCCUUCAUGUGAUACACUUGCAGCACUGUCAUUCCCCCUCAGUUCACUUCCUGUCCUCAACAGAAAAUGAGUGCAUUGUGUUCAUCCAUGUGGUCCUGCAAUUAUAUUUUACAGUUCCUGCAUGCUGAGAUUUCACAUUGUAAGGACAUUGGAUCAGGAUUUCUUUGAUUUCACAUAAUUCUUGUUGUGACACCCUG